AUGGCUCUCCCUCCUAAAUUCGCCGGGCAAAAGCUCCAAUUCGCCCACCCUCCCGCCUCAGACUCAGGCGUCGCCCACACAACUCACACCCUCGAGUUCUACCUCGACUACUGCUGUCCCUUCUCCGCCAAGAUCUUCCGCACCCUCCGUUCCGACGUGAUCCCCGCCAUCAAGGCCAACGAGCACUGGGCCUCGAGCCUCACCUUCAUCUUCCGCCAGCAGGUCCAGCCAUGGCACCCUUCGUCAACCCUGAUGCACGAGGCCGGCCUGGCAGUCCUGCGUCUCGCACCCGAGCGCUUCUGGGACUUUAGUGCAGCGCUGUUCGACGAGCAAAAGGCCUUUUUUGACGUAUCCGUCGUCAACGAGACCCGUAACGAUACUUAUCGUCGUCUGGCAAAGAUUGCGGCAAAAACGGGCGUUGAUGAGAAUAAAGUGUACGAGCUGCUUGUGAUUCCUGACAAGGCUGGGGAUGAUGGUGCGUUGAAUGCGGGGAAUCAGGUUACCAACGACCUCAAGGUUAUCACAAAGAUGAACCGUCUGGUUGGUGUGCAUGUUACGCCUACUGCUGUGUUUGACGGCGUGGUUCAGGAUGUUAGCUCUGGCUGGAACAAGGACCAGUGGGUUGAGUGGUUGCAAAAGAACGUUGUUUGA
Messenger RNA from Fusarium pseudograminearum CS3096, 651 nucleotides. RefSeq lists its product as uncharacterized. The transcript has a single exon. The record is from RefSeq and is a predicted model, not a curated record. Lineage: Eukaryota; Fungi; Ascomycota; Sordariomycetes; Hypocreales; Nectriaceae. Bases 1 to 651 code for a protein of 216 amino acids.